Molecule: messenger RNA, 723 nt
Organism: Ascochyta rabiei
Lineage: Eukaryota; Fungi; Ascomycota; Dothideomycetes; Pleosporales; Didymellaceae
Exons: 1
Coding region: 1-723 (240 amino acids)
Source: RefSeq, a predicted model, not a curated record
AUGACGCUUCCGAACACUUCAGACUCCAUCGACGCCUUCAGGCGCGCCCGCGAGCUGAAAGCCUCGGCCUUACAGAGCAUAUCCGUUCUCCAACCUGACUCCUCCACCUCAAUGACCGAAUGUUCCACCACUCUCGCUUUCGAAAACACACUCAUCAAGAUGUUCCAUGCAGAAGGCAAAUCCUGGGUUGAGAUCACCGCACACCUGAACGAGCGCCGCAUGUCAAGCAGUGAAGCACCGACCUGGACAGAGGCUGCCGUGUACUCGCGCUUCAUCUUGAGUUCUUCCGAACCCGCAACACCUGCCAGAGAGGUUGGUUUCGAGCCGCGUGAUUAUGCUCACCUUCGAAACGCGGGCAGCGGCCACGAAGGCACGAGCAAGGCAGGCAAAAAGCGCGUCAAAGACUUCCAAAACGCUACUGAGCUCAGUGCCAAUAUUCGAACACCUGCCAAGUUACAUGGCAAGGACGAUGUAGAGGUCCAGCAGGUCACGGCGAAGGGGAAGGGUAAAGCCAAGAGAAAAAGCAAGGGUAAAGAUGAGAAUAGAAGGAAGGGUGAAGAAGAAGAAACUGUGAAGAUGGACGAAGGCCUGGCCGAGGUGCUGAUGCGUGCCGUGGUGAAGGUGGAAAGGAACUUUUGGGUCUUCGUUGCGGAUGAGGUGGAGAGGGCGGGCGGGAAAUACAUCGAGCCAAGGCACUUGCAGAAAGUGUUCCACGACAUCUGA